AACAGAAGAGAGAGGCCCAAUAGAAUCGGGUCGAGCAAAAAACAUAAAACGAAAACCCGGAACGAAGCAAAAACCCUAAUUUCAUAUCUGAGGCGCAGAUUCUCCAUCCUCUCUUGCGAGAAAUUCGGAGCUGAGGUUAGCAUUGUCUGUGCUUCGAACUUCAGCCAUGGCAACUUCAAGGACCGUCAAGGAUGUUUCGCCUCAUGAAUUCGUCAAGGCUUAUGCCUCCCACCUCAAGCGUUCUGGAAAGAUGGAGUUGCCUGAGUGGACAGACAUUGUGAAAACUGCAAAGUUUAAGGAAUUGGCUCCUUAUGAUCCUGACUGGUAUUAUAUUAGAGCUGCUUCCAUGGCAAGGAAGGUUUAUCUGAGAGGUGGCCUUGGUGUUGGUGCUUUUAGGAGGAUCUAUGGUGGAAGCAAGAGAAAUGGAAGCCGUCCCCCGCAUUUUUGCAAGAGCAGUGGCGGUAUAGCCAGGCACAUUCUGCAACAGUUGCAAAAAGUGAACAUCAUUGAGCUCGAUACAAAGGGGGGAAGAAGAAUGACUUCUAAUGGUCGUAGGGAUCUCGAUCAAGUUGCCGGCCGCAUUGUGAUUGCUCCUUGAUUGGUUUUUACUGAGAACUAAAGCUGCAUUUGCAUGUGCUCAUAGGAAUCAAAUUUGGUUAUUAUUAGUAGAUGGCAUUAAGGAAAAGGUUAAGUUGAACAGCUUUAUUUGCUGAGCGUUUUGCAAUUUAUAUCUUGUAUUUCAAAGUUGAUCCUUUUACACUAGUUUGGAGUUUUUGUUUAGUAAGAUUUUGAUUUGAAUUAUCAAUACAUUGUCAUUUUAAACGUUUUUAAUGGUAUGGAUAAUUGGGAACGUUAGUGAUGCUUCCCCUCA
Molecule: messenger RNA, 871 nt
Organism: Arachis stenosperma
Lineage: Eukaryota; Viridiplantae; Streptophyta; Magnoliopsida; Fabales; Fabaceae
Product: 40S ribosomal protein S19-1
Exons: 4
Coding region: 167-598 (143 amino acids)
Biological process (GO): translation; ribosomal small subunit assembly
Cellular component (GO): ribosome; cytosolic small ribosomal subunit
Molecular function (GO): structural constituent of ribosome; RNA binding
Source: RefSeq, a predicted model, not a curated record